AAAUCAAACUAUGAUCACUUGUAAUGAAAAGCAAACUCACCAAUCGACCCAAACAACGCUUGGCUCUCCUUUUCCCUUUCUUUUCCUGCACAAAAGCUCCCCACUACCACCAGCAGCACGAUCCCAAUAACAAGUGUAAUAACUGGUACCCAUCAUUGAGUUCGAUCAAAACCAAGUACCAAAAAGCGUUUAACCCAAAAACCAAAUUCUAUUGAAAUCCCACAACAAUGCAGAAAUUAGCCAUCUCUGUGUUAAUUUUCAUCUUCUCAUUGCCACUCUUUGAUCACUCACUCGCCGAUUUGCUCGCCGAGCCGGCACAGCCGCUGAACCCGGGGGACUACUCGGCUCCGACCACCACACUCCCCUCGACUCCAAUCCAAACGGAGCCGCAGACGUGCCGGCUCGACAUCUCCGACGAGCUCUUCGGCGGCGUGAGCGCCGCCUGCGGCCGGGACCUCGACCGGAGCCGCUGCUGCCCUGUGCUGGCGGCAUGGCUCUUCGCCGCCCACGCUCGCUCCGCCCUGCAGCUCCCGGCGUCGGGGCCGGCGGCGGAUUCGGCCGAGCUGCCGACUAUGCCGGACGACUCGCAGAAGUGUGUGAACUCGCUCCAGAGUUCGCUGCUGAGCCGGAACAUACGGAUUCCGCAGCCGAAUGCCUCGUGCGACGCCGUUUUGUGCUUCUGCGGAAUUCGGCUGCACCAGAUCACGUCGUUGAGUUGUCCGGCUGCGUUCAAUGUUACGGCGUAUCGGAAUGCGACACCGACGGCGGCCGUGAGGAAUCUGGAGGAUAGCUGCCGGAAUUCGUCGCACGCGGGUUGUACAAAGUGUCUCGGAGCUCUAGAAAAGUUGAAGGGCGAGAGCAAAGCCGAAAGCAAACAAAGCGACCAAACAAGCAAGAUGUUGAGCAGAGACUGCCAGCUGAUGGGGCUAACGUGGCUGCUGGCGCGGAACAAGACGGCGUACAUACCUACUGUCUCCGCAGUCCUGCGCGCCAUCAUGUACAGCGCGCACCCGCUGCCCCAGCAGGAGGAGCCCAGGUGCAGCCCCGAUCACGAUAACAUGCCCCUCGCCGUCGAUUCCCUGCUUUUCGAAAAGGCCUCUACAUCGUCGUCUCCGUCUCUUCGACUGACGACGGGCGCUUUCCGGUUUCCGAUUCUGUCCCUAGUCAUGCUUGUUGGUCUGAUAUUGUUGUCUGUCUAAAGCUGCUGCUUCUUCUCCUAGUGUUGGCUGCUGCAUCUUUGACACCCCUGGUUUUUGGUUUGUAUUGUGGGGGGCUCGUUUGAAGCUAGUAGUUCAUAAGAAUGGGGGCAAUUUAGGAGGGUCCUUUUUGUCCAUUAGCUCACUGUAAAUUUAAGGCCUCAUUUUUGGGAUUUAUGUUCUGCUAUGUAAAGUAUGAGGAAAUCUCUACCAAUUGUUUUCCUUC
Molecule: messenger RNA, 1422 nt
Organism: Rhododendron vialii
Lineage: Eukaryota; Viridiplantae; Streptophyta; Magnoliopsida; Ericales; Ericaceae
Exons: 2
Coding region: 228-1199 (323 amino acids)
Source: RefSeq, a predicted model, not a curated record